CAUAGAUGGCGCCCAUAGACUCACCGCACACUCAGUCACGUGACUCACAGAACACUAUGAAAACGUGUGUUCAGUUAAGAUCCGUUUCCUUUCAGUCGAUAGCAUUCACUGAUCACUACUCACACAUCACUGACUAAUAUGGCGGACAACGCUCCAGCCGCUGGUCAAAGAGGCGGUGGAUUCAGAGGAGGUUUUGGCGGCAGAGGUCGAGGCCGUGGACGCGGUGGUCGAGGCGGCCGCGGAGGCAGAGGUCGUGGACGUGGCGGCAAAGAUGGCGAUAAGGAGUGGAUUCCUGUGACUAAAUUGGGACGUCUUGUGAAGGACGGGAAGAUCAAGUCGUUGGAGGAGAUCUACCGCUUUUCGCUGCCCAUCAAGGAGUUCGAGAUAAUCGACUUCUUUAUCGGUCCGCAGCUGAAGGACGAGGUGUUGAAGAUAAUGCCGGUGCAGAAGCAGACGCGAGCCGGUCAGAGGACCCGUUUCAAGGCGUUUGUGGCGAUCGGCGACUACAACGGACACGUGGGGCUCGGCGUGAAGUGCAGUAAAGAGGUAGCCACUGCCAUCAGGGGCGCCAUCAUUCUCGCCAAACUGUCGGUCAUUCCCGUCCGCAGAGGCUAUUGGGGUAACAAAAUCGGAAAACCGCAUACCGUUCCCUGUAAGGUGACCGGAAAGUGUGGUUCUGUUUUGGUGCGUCUCAUCCCUGCGCCCAGAGGUACUGGCAUUGUGUCGGCGCCCGUGCCCAAGAAGUUGAUGAAUAUGGCGGGUAUUGAGGACUGUUAUACAUCUGCGAGUGGCUCGACCUCAACGCUGGGCAACUUCGCGAAGGCCACAUACCUGGCCAUCCAACAGACCUACUCAUACCUGACCCCUGACUUGUGGCCCGAAUCGCCACUCAAUAAGUCCCCGUAUCAGGAAUAUCACGACCACCUGUCCAUCAAUACUGCCGCUCAGGCUUUGGGUUGAAUCCAUGGAUCAAUUAUUGAUUAUUCAAUAAAUGAAUGAUAUUUUGAAAUA
Oppiella nova is the source of this 1011-nucleotide messenger RNA. Lineage: Eukaryota; Metazoa; Arthropoda; Arachnida; Sarcoptiformes; Oppiidae. The record is from the annotation of a GenBank genome assembly.